Punica granatum (pomegranate) is the source of this 1099-nucleotide messenger RNA. The record is from RefSeq and is a predicted model, not a curated record. NCBI's taxonomy places the organism in Eukaryota, Viridiplantae, Streptophyta, Magnoliopsida, Myrtales, Lythraceae.
CCUUCUUCCUCUCUCACCGUCUGCAACUUUAUCGGCUAAGUUUCACUCCUCCUCGCUAUGCUUGCUGAUAACCCGACGAGCCAUUUCUCUUCCGCUUCUUCUUCUUUGGGAGCUUUUGCGGCGAAUUCUGGCAGCUGCCACGCAUGAGAGUUGAAGCAGAGAAGCAGUUCGAUUUCAAUCGCCAUGGUCGCACUUACAGAUAUGGUUACCGCCUCCAGCUCGUCGCAGCUUGUCCACCAGCCUUUCAGGAGCCGUAAUUCGACGCAGUUCUCGCAUCCGGUGCUUUGCUUCUCCUUCCACGCGAGCUCGCACUCGCUCCCGCGCCUCAGUGCGGUGAGGACCGGGUCGGACGGCGGUAGGGUCGGGAGCCGGGAAGCGUACGGCUCCGAGCUGAUCAGGAGGCCGAUUGUGAAGGAAUUGGGUGGCACUUCGGAUGAGGUUGAGGAGAUUGAAGCGAAGAGGAACUUGAGCGAGGGAGAGGAAGAAGAGGAAGAAGAAGAAGAAGAGGAAGAGGAAGAAAAGGAAGAAGAAGGGGUUGAUUGGGAGGAGAAGAUAUUGGAGGAGACUGUGCCCCUGGUGGGGUUUGUUAGGAUGAUUCUGCACUCCGGGAGGUAUGAAAGUGGAGAACGAUUAAGACCAGAACACGAGAGGACCGUUCUUGAGAAAUUACUUCCGUAUCAUCCCGAGUCUGAAAAGAAGAUUGGGUCUGGCAUUGACUAUAUCACGGUUGGGUACCAUCCCGAUUUUGAAAGUUCGAGGUGCUUGUUCAUUGUUCGUACUGAUGGGCAGUUAGUUGACUUCUCUUACUGGAAGUGCAUAAAGGGGCUCAUCAGGAAGAAGUAUCCUUUGUAUGCCGACAGCUUUAUACUUAGGCAUUUUCGGAGGCGGAAUCGCAACAAUGGAAGAUAGUAGCUCUCUGCACUUUGCUACAGUCAACACUUCUUGCCUCAAUUGUAAGCUAAGAGAUUCUUCAGGGUUUAUUUUCUUUCUCUUGUACCUAUACUUGCUGUGGAGGUGACUGGUCGGAAACAGAGACUAAGCAUACAAGUUGCUGUAUCGGUUGAUGAAAUCUUAACUGUUUCUCGGUCCGGUUCAUGUC